GCGACACUCUCUCCUCCACCCACCACAGACGGAACAGGUCCGAGCCUUUUCAAAAUGGCUUCCAACGGUGUGGAUGGUGAAACGAACGCCGAUCGUAACGUCGAAAUAUGGAAGAUAAAGAAGCUGAUCAAAAGCCUGGAGGCGGCUAGGGGAAAUGGCACAAGCAUGAUUUCCCUGAUUAUUCCUCCCAAGGAUCAAAUUUCUCGAGUUGCUAAGAUGUUAGCCGAUGAGUUUGGCACAGCUUCUAACAUAAAGAGUCGAGUAAACCGGCUAUCUGUGCUGGGUGCCAUUACAUCAGUACAACAGAGACUAAAGUUAUAUAACAAAGUGCCUCCUAAUGGUUUAGUCAUCUAUUGUGGAACCAUUGUUACAGACGAAGGAAAAGAGAAAAAAGUUAAUAUUGAUUUUGAACCGUUCCGACCUAUAAAUACUUCGCUCUACCUCUGUGACAACAAAUUUCACACGGAAGCUUUAACAGCACUUUUGGCAGAUGAUAAUAAGUUUGGUUUUAUUGUGAUGGAUGGUAACGGAGCCUUAUUUGGAACCUUAUCUGGAAAUACACGAGAAGUACUUCAUAAAUUUACAGUUGAUUUACCAAAGAAACACGGUCGUGGUGGACAAUCAGCAUUGCGGUUCGCUCGAUUACGGAUGGAGAAACGUCACAACUAUGUACGAAAAGUUGCUGAGGUGGCAGUUCAGUUAUUCAUUACCAAUGACAAGCCCAAUAUUUCAGGACUUGUGUUGGCUGGUUCUGCUGAUUUUAAAACAGAACUUAGUCAAUCAGAUAUGUUUGAUCCAAGAUUACAAGGCAAAAUUAUCAAGAUAGUUGAUGUUUCCUAUGGAGGAGAGAAUGGUUUUAAUCAAGCAAUUGAACUAGCAUCAGAUGCUUUAGCGAAUGUUAAAUUUAUUCAAGAAAAGAAAUUGAUAGGCAGGUAUUUUGAUGAGAUAUCUCAGGAUACAGGCAAAUAUUGUUUUGGUGUUGAUGACACCUUAAAAGCUUUAGAAAUGGGUGCUGUUGACAUUCUGAUUGUCUGGGAAAAUCUUGAUAUUACAAGAUAUAUCUUGAAGAACCAUUCCACAGAUGAGGAGAAAAUCUUGCAUUUGAGGCCAGAGCAGGAAAAAGACAAAACACACUUCAUGGAAAAAGAAACGGGAGUUGAGUUGGAAUUAGUGGACCAAAUGCCUCUUCUUGAAUGGUUUGCAAAUAAUUAUAAAAACUUUGGUGCCACAUUGGAAAUAAUUACAGACAAGUCCCAGGAAGGUGCACAAUUUGUGAAAGGUUUUGGUGGUAUUGGAGCCAUUUUGCGGUACCAAGUAGACUUCAAUAUUUUGGAGGUACACGAAGAUGGUUAUGAUGAAGAUUUUGAUCUUGAAGAUUACUGAAGAUUUAGUUUCAGCAAUGUGUUGUGCUGGUGUCACGUCCACUUGCUGCUUGGCCACAUGUGUUUGCGCAGUUGCUGUGAGAAGUACUACACAGCACAUCUCAAACAUACGACUGUCAGCCCCUAUUUCUUCUUCCUCCUUUCCAAAUCUGUUUAGAUAUCAUCUCUGUCUGGAACAUUUUUCAUUUUCUAACCGCUCUUAUUUUCAACACAGCAGUGGCCGGACAAAAGCUUUGGCUUUAAUGAUACAUGUCACUGAAAGGAUAGCACCCAUAAUGAAAUAUAUUCUUUUCAAUACAAUUAAGUACUGAUUUGGACUAAAUUUCUAUUAUAUAAUGAAUUUAUAUAGUUUAUUUUCAGUUA
Messenger RNA from Octopus bimaculoides (California two-spot octopus), 1745 nucleotides. RefSeq names its product eukaryotic peptide chain release factor subunit 1. Gene Ontology annotation, molecular function: translation release factor activity. Gene Ontology annotation, biological process: translational termination. The record is from RefSeq and is a predicted model, not a curated record. NCBI's taxonomy places the organism in Eukaryota, Metazoa, Mollusca, Cephalopoda, Octopoda, Octopodidae.